Molecule: messenger RNA, 633 nt
Organism: Acanthamoeba castellanii str. Neff
Lineage: Eukaryota; Discosea; Longamoebia; Acanthamoebidae
Product: vacuolar protein sorting
Exons: 5
Coding region: 1-633 (210 amino acids)
Biological process (GO): protein targeting to vacuole; protein targeting to membrane; ubiquitin-dependent protein catabolic process via the multivesicular body sorting pathway
Cellular component (GO): ESCRT I complex
Source: RefSeq, a predicted model, not a curated record
AUGCUUGGCCCUACACACAUCCACAUUUCCUCCCAGCCUCGCCCUGACGCGGUGGCCUUCCCGAGCGCGUUGCACUACGCGCCUGUCGUGGGCGGGGGAGCACAGGCUGGGUACAGCGCCUACGGGUCCCUCCCUACACCACCACGUAGCUUCUCGGAAAUCGACACCCUUUCGGUAGGUGAAGUCGACCGUAUUCUUGCUGACGAGGACGCACUAGACCACUUCUUCGAGUCCCUUCAGGCGGUCAAAGCUCUCAGAGCGCACCGAAAUCAGCUCCGCGAUCACAACGAACAACUCGCCCACGACAACCUGAGCAGGGAGAAGGAGCUGCGGGAGCUUCUUGUAGACGUUGCCCUGGUGCAGGACAAGCUGGCCAACAAGCGACACACCCUCGAGUCUCUCCUACGGAGGCAGGAGGAGAUUGCACACAGCUAUGGCAGCGGUCUCCCAGCCAAACUGAAGGAAGCUGCCGCCCAAGCUGAGGCUGAAUCAGAGAUGAUCUCCCAGGACUUUGUAGAGGGACGCUCCACAGCACAGGAAUUUGUCAAGUCCUUUCUGGCCAAGCGACAACACUACCACCUCCGUAGCAACAAGCAUGAAGCCCUCCUUCACUCACUGCCCUCUCAUCACUGA